Messenger RNA from Pieris napi, 4055 nucleotides. RefSeq lists its product as uncharacterized. The coding region runs from base 232 to 1497 and encodes 421 amino acids. The transcript has 2 exons. The record is from RefSeq and is a predicted model, not a curated record. Lineage: Eukaryota; Metazoa; Arthropoda; Insecta; Lepidoptera; Pieridae.
GCUGCCAGUCCACCAGAGCGGAGCGAGGCAGCGGAGCCGAGAAACGGACUAAUGCGGAGUGGAGUUGCGUACUGUGACUGUCCACCGGAGCGGAGCGAGGCUGCGGAGCGGAGUGAGGAAGUAAUGCGGAGCGGAGUUGCUGUGUUUUUCAAUAUGCGGAGCUAGGCAGCAAGUACGCGACGAGUGAUUUCGAGCUCCCGGCGUGGGGCGAUUGGUUUAAUUCUACGCGAAAUGUCAGUGAUAGCAGACAUGCCAUCGAAAAAGUUGAUACAUUAUUACCUUACAUUGCUUGAGGAAGAAGAGUUGGAGUCAGAAGAAGCCGAAAUACUUACCAUAUACCAUUUGAACAAUUCUAUGAGGAAACAUAGAUUUUGGUUAAGAAAUCAUAUCAAACAUCGUUCAGAACACAGUGAAUAUUUUACUUUUUUCCAAACAGCUGAUGAAGAAACUUUCGAAAAUUCUUAUAGAGUUUCAAGAUGUACUUUUUAUGAACUUCACUCCCUGAUUGAACCAUAUAUUCGGAAACAAGACACAAAUUACAGAAAUUCAAUUAGUAGCCGUGAAAGAUUAGCGGUGUGUUUAAAGUAUUUAGCAACCGGCCAGUCAUUUACAACGAUGGGAGAGAAUUUUAGAAUUGGAUUGAAAAGUGUAUCAAGAAUUGUUGAGGAGGUUUGUGAUGCUUUAUGGAAUAUAUUGCAACCUCUUGUCAUGUCACAACCAACAGAAAACGACUGGAAAGAAAUCGCAAAAGAUUUUGAUGAACUAUGGCAAUUUAAAAAUUGUAUAGGUGCUCUUGAUGGCAAGCACGUAUAUAUCAAGGCUCCCUCGAAAACCGGGUCCUCGUUUUUCAACUACAAAAAGAGAUUUUCUGUAGUAUUGAUGUGUUUAGCUGAUGCCAAAAGGAAAAUCAUAAUGGCUGAUGUGGGAUCUAUGGGAAGAUUUUCUGAUGCAGGAAUUUUUGAUAACAGCAUUUUCGGAAAGAGUCUAAAAGAAAAGAGAUUGAAUUUACCUCAGCCGGUACCAUUUUAUCAAGGUGGAGCAAAAAUGCCGUUCGUAUUUAUAGGAGACGAAGCUUUUCCAUUAAUGGAAAAUUUUAUGAGGCCUUACCCACGUGAUGGACUUAACGCAGAAAAAAAAAUUUUUAAUUACCGAUUAUCAAGAGCACGUCGUAUUGUUGAGGCAACUUUCGGUGUAUUGACGAGAAAGUGGUACGUGUAUCAUAAAGAUUUUGAAUGCAAAAUAGAAACAGUUGACAAGGUAAUAAAAGCAACAUGUGUUUUGCACAAUUAUUUAAUUCAAAGACAACCUAAUUAUAUAAACAAUAUUGAAAAUAACAUGGAGCAAUCAUUAUUAUCAGUUGGUGAUAUUAUAGAAACACAACAUUCUAGUAACGAUGGUUAUCAAGUUCGUGAAAUGUAUUGUUCAUACUUUAAUAAUCAGGGGAAGGUACCAUGGCAAGAUACUCGAAUUUUGAAAAGAAUCUAUAAUAGUCAGUGAUGUGAGACAGAUAUAGAUAAUUUGGCCAGCUGCGGACAUUAUUUAACUAUUUAGGCUAUUACAUUAUAUAGGCUAUUUUGUUAAAUAAAAAAAAAGAUAUCAAUAUGUACCUACUAGAAGGUAUUAUAGAAUAAAGAUACAUAUUAUUUACCAUCCGAUAUGUUUGUUUCAAUGAUAAUUUGGUCCCACGCAGCAUCUUUUGUUUCGUUGCAUUUGUAAAAUUCUGAAGAUGUGUUCCAAAUGCACGGAAACUUUUUCACACUUUCAAUAAGUUUUUCAUCCAUUAUCUUCGGUCACAUACGCACUGGUCGGAAUACGGCGGCACACUGCCGGCGCAAAGUGCGCCCGCGCCCGCACUCGCUUCCCCGCUCCGCAUCCCCGCACGUUUCCCCGCUCCGUUUCCCCGCUCCGCAUACCGGUUUUAUAUGAAAUUUUAAACUAGCUCGCAAGUCCCUGUCCACUUAAGAGGAGCGGAGAUUUUGUGCAAUCCUAUUGGUUAAUAUUUCUCCGUUUCUCGGCUCCGCUGCCUCGCUCCGCUCUGGUGGACUGGCAGCCUUAAGCCCCGUAUUCAUGGUAAACAUUUGUUUAGCAACAGUUGCUAAACAUUGUUGGUGAGCGGCGAGAAUGUUGCUAGCAACUAUGUUUAAAUCAAUACAGGUUGUCCACACGCCAGUCUGCGUUAAAAUGUUGCCCGAGGAGGUAGUGUUGUUGUGUUCUCUGUAUCAGAUGUAUAGAAUCUCUAAUAAAAAAAAGAGAAAAAGAUGGUGGAUUCGAAAUUAUCUUUUGCAAAGAGAAAAUUUGAUGAGUGACCUCAGAAUGACAGAUGGAUCAUUUUGUAACUUUACGAGAAUGUCGAAAAGUGAUUUCGAACAUCUUCUAGAAAUGAUUGGUCCAUCAAUAGCCAAAAGGGAAACAAAUAUUCGUCAGCCAGUUUCACCUCAAACGAGGCUGGCUAUUACAUUACGGUAUCUUGCAACUGGAGAUUCAUACAGUUCUCUUUCAUACACAUUCAGAGUAUCAAAACAAUUGAUUAGCAAAAUUAUACCAGAUGUAUGUCAAGAACUAAUUAACUCACUAGCAGGAUAUGUCAAGGUACAAGAACACUAUUUGUGUAAUCAAGUAUUUUAUUAAUUAAAAAACACAAAAAAAAAAACAGUGUAUGCUAUUGCGUUGAUUCAUCACUGAGAUAGUUAACUAAGUUUAGUAUAGCCGAAUCUUCUGUUUCGUCUCGUAAUGCAUCUAGUCUAUUUGUUUCGUGUCUCUCAAUUUCCCUUAUUUCAGUUUCCUGAACAUUAUUUGGUGUUGAUGAUGGAUGAGAAGAUGCCGUUUGAUAUCCAUAUGUAUUAUAUCGUCCCAUUUUUAAUUCAUACAGUAUAUUAUUAAUAUGGUACUUUGCCUGUGUCACGGCUUGGUCAUCUUUAACACUUCUUAAUUCAGCAGCAAUAUAUUCACCAUAUAUAUCAAAUGGAUCCUUCUUCUCCCUUUCAUCCAUCUUUUUUUUAGCACUUUUCAAAACCUCUAAUAUUUCAUUUGAUUCAUCUGUCUUAUUUCUUUUCCUCGAAGAUGUAGAUGUUGUAGCAUUCGGCCUUGGUGAUUGAGAUGGCUCUGACUCCAUACCACUUUCAAGUGCAUUGUUUUCAUCUACCUGUAAAUUAUUAUCUUAUUAUAUAUUUAUUUAUUUUUUAGGUUCCAAGUUCGGAACAAGAAUGGAAACAAAUAAGUCGUGAAUUCGAAAUACGAUGGAAUUUUCCACAUUGCAUUGGGGCCAUUGAUGGGAAACACGUUAUGAUUGUGGCGCCAAAUAAUUCUGGAAGUGAAUACUACAAUUAUAAAAAUCAGUUCAGCAUGGUACUUAUGGCAAUUGCAGAUGGCAAUUACAACUUUAUUUACGCAAAUUAUGGAGCUAAGGGUCGGUCGUCCGACAGUGGAAUAUUUCAAGAAACACCGUUUUAUAAUGCAUUGUUAGAAAACUCACUUAAACUGCCACGGCCUGAACCAAUAACACAAGGCGGAACAGAAAUGCCGUAUGUAAUUGUAGGUGACAGUGCUUUCGCGCUAACGGAGAACAUCAUGAAACCAUAUCCUGGCAUUCAUGAACGUGGGAACAAAAAGCGUAUAUUCAAUUACAGACUAUCAAGAGCUAGGAGGAUUAUAGAAAAUGUUUUUGGCAUUUUAUGUGUGGUGUUCCGUGUAUUCACUAAACCUAUUCCGUUAAAACCAGCCAAUUGUGAACUCGUGGUAAUUGCUUGUGUAUAUUUACAUAACUUCUUAAGACGUAACUCAGUUUCCAGAUCCAUAUAUACACCUCCACAAACUUUUGAUUUUGAAGACUCUGAAGGUAACCUAUUAGAAGGUUCUUGGCGAAGGGAACUAAGUUCGUUUCCUAUGAUUGAUUUGCAAAGACGGGGCAGGCCUGCAUCACAAUCAGCUCUUUGUAUUAGAGAACAGUUUGCCGAUUACUUUAUAACUCCAGAGGGAAGAGUUCCAUGGCAAAAUAAUGUAGCGUAAUUGUAAUAAUUUUACAGACAAUAGUAUAAAACAAUUAUAUACAAAAACAA